Messenger RNA from Spirodela intermedia, 1011 nucleotides. Lineage: Eukaryota; Viridiplantae; Streptophyta; Magnoliopsida; Alismatales; Araceae. The record is from the annotation of a GenBank genome assembly.
AUGAACGAUCCAUCGCAGAUGAUGAAUCGGAAUUAUGGAAUGUGGCAACCGCAGAUUCCGCUGCCUCCGGCGGUGGAUGAUCCGAUGAUGUUCGGGAACCCUAGGCUGACGUUCUCCGGCCCCGGUGCGAAGCCUGGUUGGGUCAAUUGGAAGGGCAAGAAGGCGGCGGACAAGCGAAAGAAGGCGGCGGCGGCGGCGGCGGCGGCGGCGGCGGCGGCCGGUGGAGCCGGUACAUCGGGGUACAAGCCACCGACACUGAGCGAGCUCCAGUCGCAGAACCGCGUAAAGGCGCGGAGGUUCUACCCCAAGAAGAAGUUCGCUAGGUUUGCCCCCUUCGCCCCUCGGAACACCACCUCGUUCAUCAUCCGAGCCAAGAAGUCUGGCGGGAUCGCGCCGCUCGUCUCACCGUGCCCCGUGACUCCUGCGAUCCUGCCGACCCCUACCUUCUCCCCCUCGCGGGAGGUCCUGGUGGACAUGGCCAAGGAGGAGUGGGGAGUCGACGGUUACGGGUCGAUGAAGGGACUCAUCAGGUUGCGUUCUCCCACGGGGAACGAGACGAGGGUGGAUGACGACGACGACGGCGCUGCCGCCGCCGGCGACGAGGGAUCAAGCGAGAGCGAUGUGGAGGAGCACGUCGAGGUGGAGCGGCGCCUGGACCACGAUCUCAGUAGGUUCGAGAUGGUGUACCCCAUCUUCGGCGAGGAGCACGGAGCGGCGGCGUAUCUUCUAGAGAACAGGGUGGACGAUCAGGACGCGCACAUUGCUCAGCUGGAGGAGGAGAACCUGACGCUCAAGGAGCGGCUGUUCCUGAUGGAGAGGGAGAUGGGCGAUCUCCGUCGAAGACUCCAGAUUCUGGAGACGGAAUGCAGAGGAACGGAGGAGGAGAACGAGAACGACGCCAACAACAACAACAACAAUGGCAGCAACGAGAUGAACCCGAACGAGGACGAGGAGGCGUCGGAGACCGAAGGCGGCGGCGACGUGUCCUCGGAGAAGAGCGUCGGAGAUUGA